Molecule: messenger RNA, 4329 nt
Organism: Anopheles marshallii
Lineage: Eukaryota; Metazoa; Arthropoda; Insecta; Diptera; Culicidae
Product: golgin subfamily A member 4-like
Exons: 6
Coding region: 1-4329 (1442 amino acids)
Biological process (GO): Golgi vesicle transport
Cellular component (GO): Golgi apparatus
Molecular function (GO): small GTPase binding
Source: RefSeq, a predicted model, not a curated record
AUGUUCAGAAAACUGAAGGAUAAAAUUGCCGAAGAAGUCAAACAGUCGCCGCAACGGUUCGAACAAAUAUCGAAAGGAUUGCAGGCUGCUGUUAGCUCUGCAUCCUCAACUACCUCCGAAGUUUCGGGCAGCGAGAAUUUUUUCAGCAUCACAGAGGAUGAUACGCCUCAAAAUUCUCCCCAAAAGGGAAACUCGAGCACUCCUGUACAGCCAAAUAGCACCUUGGCCAACACAUCGGGCAGCAGCUCUGUACCAUCGAACACAAGCCUUAAUAAUGGUGUGUCCUCGUCAACAACGGCCACAAGCCCAGGUUCAGCAACCGGUAACAGUUCCGCUGGUUCUACAUCUCAACAGCAGCGUACACGCCGUCUGUCGAACUCGUCGAUGGCAAGCGAUGUAUCGUUCCGUCUUCCAGUAUACGACUCACCCGCAAUCUAUCAUCUCGAAACGGAUGUGGACAUAUCGGCGAGUGAGACAGAAUCGGUGUCCGGAAGCGCUAACGCCAACCAGCUAGACCUGGUGAGCAAGGACAAGCUUUUCCAGGCUUACAAAAAAGCACUAGAUCGGUAUCAAAAGUAUCGGGAAAGAUACACCGAGCUGGCCCGUCGCUACCGUGAGCUUGAAAAAGAUAACACCAAGGCUCGAGCGGUGCUGGUCGAAACACAAGAUAAAGCACUGCGCCGUAUGAGUGAAUUACGGGAGCAAUGUGUACUAGAGCAGCAGGCCAAGGCGCAUCUCGAUUCUGCGCUAAGGAUGGAAAUUGAUGAACUUCAGUGUGUGGUGAAGACACUCCGUUCGAAGCUGGAACUGGUCGGUGAGAAUGGGAAUAUUAGCGGCGGGGAAAAGGAUCUCAUCUCGCUCUCGGGUGAAGACGGAACCAAUGGGAACAAUGGACAUGUACCAGUGCGCGAUACUGGCCCACUGGAGGACCGAAUAAAGGCUCUUGAAUCGAAACUCAACGACGAGCUGCGUCAGAAAGCCGUACUGAGCCUGGAAGUAAGUGAGCUAAAGAAACGGGAGGAAGAACACACGAUCACAAUAGCGGAAAAUAAGAUGGCAAUUCAUUCCGAGCUGGAAGCGAAGGAGGCUGAAGUGCGGAAACUGAAAGAGCAGCUAGCAAGCUUGGAGAAGAACAUGAAGCAGACGCUGCUCGAGAAAGACGGCCUUGGAAAGGAGCUGUCCGACGUGCGCAAGGUUGCCGGCAAGGUAAAGGAGCUCGAAAGUACGCUCAGUACGUGCAACGAGCAGAAAAAUAAACUUGAGUCAAAGUUUAUUGAUUUCGAGCGUACGAUUAUGGAGCUGGAGAAAGAUAAACAACAGUUGAAGGCAACCAACCUAACGCUGGACUAUGAAAAGGGCGAGCUGCAAAAGAAAGGAACAGACUUCGAAACGAAGCUGUCGACGUUGGAAAAAGAAAAGGAAGGUUUACUGGUGCAAGUGCAAGAGUUGCAAAAAACGGCCCAAUCGUUGGACAAAAAGGCUGAGAUUGACACGCUAAAGCAGGAGCUGGAAGAGGCCAAAAAACGUGAGACAGAAUCCAACGUGAAGGUUACUACGGUCCAAAAGCGUUUAAUCGAAAAGGAAACUGAACUGUUCGAAACUAAAUCCUCCCAGGAGUCCCUGGAGCGGCAGGUAAAACUCACCGAAGAACGUUUGGCUGAACGGGAAAAGGAAAUCGAACGGUUGAAGAAGCAACAAACAGAGCAGAACGGUAAGGAGCGUGAAGAAAGCGCGAAAAAACUGCAAACAGCGGAAGAAGAACUUGCUGCUUUCCGCAAAACGCAGUCCAUCGAUCAGGAGAAGCUAUUCGAACUGACGAAAGCGUUGGAUGCAGCGAAAGAACUUCACGAUCGCGAUCGUAAAAGCAACGAAACCGGUCUGAAGGAGUUGGUCGAGCGCAAUAACGAACUAUCCGAACAACUGGAACAAUUGCAGGAGAAACUGGAGAAGAUGAGUGCUAAGCAGAAGAAGCAGACCGAGGAGAAGAAUGGUUUGCGAGCUACAAACGAUGAGCUUUCGAAGGAUUUGAAGCAGGUUCGACAGGAGCUGAAACAACUUACCGCUCAAAAGCAAACGCUUGCCGAGGAAGUUCGCAAUCUGAAAAUAAUCAAUGAAAAUUCCGAAUCGGAAGCACUCCGUUCAUUGCAAGAAUCAAUGCGUGCUUCAAUGGCUGCGGCGGACACGAAGCUGCUAGAAACGACGCGUGACUUAAAUCACGUUCUUGAGCUGAAAUCGGACGAAAACCGAAGGCUCGGUGAAGAACGGGAUGAACUGGUGGAGAAACUAGAGACAGCUCACAAGGAGAAAACGGAUCAUGAGGCGGAGGGUACCAACUUGCGGUCAAAGAUUGAAACCAUCCGUGGGGAGAAGCGUGAUCUAGAGAAAACGCUUGAGCGUGAGAUUCGAGAGAAGACAGAGUUGAAGGCACAGGUCGAAAACAUUUUGCAGGAGAUCGGUCGACUAGAAGAGCAAUUAAAGGACAUCAAGGAGUCACAUUCCAAACUGCAGGAGGAAAAACAGACGCUAGAAGAGAAAAUCGAACGGUUGCAGCGGGAGCACUGCGAAUCACGGGUGAAGCUAGAGAAAGAUACGCUUGGCAAGCUGCAAACGAAGGUGAAAGACCACGAGACAAAGCUCCAGCAGGUGGAGUGUGAAAAUUCUCAACUGGCUGAGAAAAACUGCUUGCUCGAGGAAAGUAGUCGCCGGACGGGCGAGGAGCUGAAAAAGCUAACUGCGGCAUUACGCGAAGCGGAAGGACGUGUUCAGGAGGAAAAGGAUAAAAGUGGCAGGCUGGAGGAACAGCUCAGUCAGUGUACCGGUGAUCAUGCACGGCUGUUCAACGAAAAGGAGCUGCUGGACCAUCAGCAUCGUUCGCUGCAGGACGCACUGGAAGAUCGGGAAAAGGAGAAACUGUGCGUGCUUGAUACGAACAAAUGUCUCGAGGACGAACUGACAAAGGUGCGCAGCGAGAACGACUACCUCAAGGGGAAGCACAACGAGCUGAAGGCUCUGCUGGAGAGUGACAAACGAAGACUGAUGGACCAGAACGAUGCACUGCAGCGACAGAUGGAGGAACUGGCCAAGGAAAAACAGUCGCUCGGACGGAACGCGACCGAUCUCGAGAAGCGACUUGCUAGCUACGAAGAGGUUAAGAUCGAGAAUGAAUAUCUAAACACUUUCAACAAACAACUGCAAGGAGAGCUGCAGGAAGCUAAGGGACGUUUGACUACGAAAGAAAGCGAACUGGCUGCGAUACGCACGAAACAAUCCCAGACGGAAACGAUGCUGGAAGAACGAGAUCAGGAAAUCACGAAGCUCAUCAAUGAGUUUGUAGCGAAGGAAAAGAAACAAGAGACGGACCAGCAACAGCGGCUUGAAGAGGUAGAACAACGACACCGAUCGGAGCUAGAUGUUUUAACUGAUCGCGUACGAGGAGAGUGCGACAAAGGCUUUGCAGACGAGCGAAAAACUCUAAAGGAAGAACAAAACGCUUUAGAGCAACAAUUGCAGGAGGCGCACAAGAAAAAGGACACGUUAGAACAGCAGCUAGAAGAGUUGCGUCAGAAAGGGGACGUAGAAAAAGAGCUGCGAUUGGAGAACGAAAAUUUUGCCCGGGAUCUUGACGAGCUGAAGAACGAACUGAACGCAGCGAUCGUAGAAAAGCUUGGACAGGUGAAAGAACACGAGCAGGCUCAACAGAUGCUACAAGCCGAAAAACAGCUUCUUGAGGCGGACAACGAACAGUUGCGUACCCGUUUGGCAGAAUUUACCACCGAAACGGAGCAAAAUAUUCGGCGGUUCGAGGCAGAAAUUGAACAAUUAAAACGGGACGCAUCAAUGCCCUCUGCAGGAACGAACGCUGAGGAGGUUACAGAUAACGCCAGCGCAGCAGUGUCUGCUGAGCUUCAACAGUCGCACGAUGAGUUACGGAAUAAAAAGGAAGAACUCGAAAAUAAGUUAAAAAAGAUAAUGCACGAGGUACAGGACGUCUCGAAUAGGAAUCUGUUCCUGGAACAGAAGUGUGAAAAUUAUCUAAUUCUUGAACAGUCGAACGAGCGGUUGAAACUUGCGAACGAUAAACUUUCCCGGCAGCUGGAUGAAACAUUGGUUUCCAUGCAUCACAAUGAAGGAAUUGCCGCUAAUACCGAGUUCGAGUACUUAAGAAACAUUCUAUUCCAGUAUCUCAGUGGAAGCGUUACUGGAAACAACAGCACCCUCGUGAAGGUGAUAGCGGCUGUCCUGAAGUUUUCACCGCAACAAACGCAGGUUGUCAUAGAGAAAGAGGCCCAUCGGAGAUCAUUGAUGGGUCAGAUAAACAAUCUACUAUAG